Epinephelus moara (kelp grouper) is the source of this 852-nucleotide messenger RNA. Its product is annotated as dickkopf-related protein 2-like. Gene Ontology annotation, molecular function: receptor antagonist activity; co-receptor binding. Gene Ontology annotation, biological process: negative regulation of canonical Wnt signaling pathway; multicellular organism development. NCBI's taxonomy places the organism in Eukaryota, Metazoa, Chordata, Actinopteri, Perciformes, Serranidae. The record is from RefSeq and is a predicted model, not a curated record. The coding region runs from base 1 to 852 and encodes 283 amino acids. The transcript is spliced from 4 exons. Gene Ontology annotation, cellular component: extracellular region.
AUGAGCCGUCAAAUGGUGCUGAUGGUGUGUCUCGCGCUCGUGCUGGUGGCGUGUUCCCGCGGCGGGGAGGCGCGUGUCAGACUCAACUCCAUCAGAACGGUGAUCCUGAGGGAGGGGCACGUGCUGCCGGUGAACAGGAGCGCGUGGGAGCCGAGUUUGGACCUGACGCUCUAUCAGUGCAUGAGCGACCUGGAGUGCAGCGAGGGGAGCUACUGCCACGCCCCCACCAAAGGCCCCGCCCACUCCCGCUGUCAGACCUGCCGCAGGAGGAAGAGGCGUUGCCAUAGGGAUGGGAUGUGUUGCCCAGGCAACCGCUGCAGCAACAAUCUCUGUGUCCCUGACGAGGACAGUUUUGUGUCUCAGAGGAUCCCAGACUCAGAUGGAGGGAUGAGUCCGCUGUCUAAAAAGAAAGGAUGGAGGAAGAGAGGCAAGAUGGACGUCAGAGGGUCCUCUGGUAAAGGUCAAGUCGGGGAUCCCUGUCUUCGCUCCUCAGACUGUUCGGACGCUUUGUGCUGUGCUCGUCACUUCUGGACUCGCAUCUGCAAGCCCGUGUUGCGGGAGGGACAGGUUUGCACGCGACACCGCCGUAAGGGCAACCACGGCCUGGAGCUGUUCCAGCGCUGCCCCUGCGGCGGAGGUCUUAGCUGCAGAACGCUGCGAGAGCCCGGCGCCCAGUCUUCCUCACCGCCAUCAUCGUCCUCCUCAUCUCUGCUGGCGGCGGCGUCAAAGUCAAAGUUCGCGGCGUCCUCGUCUCGCCACUCCUCCCCUCAGACGUCACUGCUGUCUUCGUCAGCAGCGAAGUCGUCGCCGUCGGUGGCAAAGACGAGACUCCACGUGUGUCAGAAAAACUGA